GAAUGGUGGCGAGUGGUAAUCUCUAACAAAUAAUUCGACCCGUUUACUCUCCAUCUCUUUUAUAUCUCCAACGCCCACCCUACUUCGAUUUCUCGUCGGAAAACCCCAAAUCUCUCUUCCAAUUUUUCCUAAUUCUUCAACGAAAACACCCUAGUUUUCCGCCUUCAACGCCUCCAUGCCGGGCCUCGUCGCCCCACCCGACGCUACGCCUCUCCGGAUAGCCGUCCCUGACGAUGGCGACACCCAGAUCCGGCGCCCCGGCGAGGUUAGAUCCCCGAUGCCGAAGAAGGCUUCCACCCCGUCGCCCUCCUCGUCCUCCCGCGCGAGGCCCUCGCCGGACCGGAAGAAGCGGACCCCUGGAUCGUCGUCAGCGGAGAAGCAGCGGGCACCCACGAUGGCGGCGGCGGACGAGGCGGCGCUGGACAACCCGGAUCUGGGGCCGUUCCUGCUGAAGCUGGCGCGGGAUACGAUCGCGUCCGGGGAGGGCCCCGGGAAGGCGCUGGAGUACGCGGUGCGGGCGUCGCGGGCGUUCGAGAGGCUGGGGGAGGGGGCGGCGCUGGAGCUGGCCAUGAGCCUGCACGUAACGGCGGCGAUCUACUGCAGCCUGGGGCGAUACGAGGAGGCGGUGCCGGUGCUGGAGCGAGCGGUGGCGGCCGUGCCGGAGGCCGAACGGGGGCCGGAGCACGCGCUGGCGGCGUUCUCCGGGUACAUGCAGCUCGGGGACACGCACUCGAUGGUUGGAAGGCUGGAUCAGUCCAUCGAGUGCUACACCAAGGGGCUCCAGAUCCAGAUGGAAGCGCUCGGGGAGUCGGAUCCCAGGGUAGCCGAGACUUGCCGUUACUUGGCAGAAGCUCAUGUUCAGGCAAUGCAGUUUGACGAGGCGGAGAAGCUGUGCCGCAAGACCCUCGACAUCCACCGCGAGCACAGCCCUCCCGCCUCCCUCGAGGAGGCGGCCGACCGCCGGCUUAUGGCCCUCAUCUACGAGGCCAAGGGUGACUUUGAUGGCGCUCUCGAGCACCUUGUCCUUGCCUCCAUGGCCAUGAUCGCCAAUGGUCAGGAGACCGAGGUCGCCGCCAUUGAUGUCAGCAUCGGCAACACUUACCUGGCCCUUGGCCGCUUCGACGAGGCCGUCUUCUCUUACCAGAAGGCCCUGACAGUGUUCAAGUCCACCAAGGGCGACAACCACACGUCUGUUGCUUCGGUCUUUGUCCGCCUUGCCGACCUCUACUACAAGACGGGCAAGUUCCGGGAGUCCAAGUCCUACUGUGAGAAUGCCCUCAGGAUCUAUGCCAAACCUGUUCCAGCUACCAGUCCUGAGGAUAUUGCUGGGGGUCUGAUGGAAAUUUCGGCUAUUUAUGAAGCAAUGAACGAGCCUGAAGAGGCAUUGAAGCUGUUGCAGAAGGCAUUGAAGCAGCUGGAGGAUUCACCGGGGCAGUGGAGCACGGUUGCAGGAAUUGAAGCCCAGAUGGGGGUGAUGUACUACAUGGUUGGGAGGUAUGGAGAGUCUAGGAGCUCUUUUGAGAGUGCUGUGGCCAAGCUGAGAGCCACUGGUGAGAAAAAGUCGGCCUUCUUUGGGGUUGUGUUGAAUCAGAUGGGACUGGCAUGUGUGCAACUCUUUAAGAUUGAUGAGGCAGCCGAGCUAUUUGAGGAAGCAAGGGCAAUUUUGGAGCAGGAAUGUGGGUCGGCCCAUCCAGAUACUCUUGGGGUAUAUAGCAAUCUUGCUGCAACAUAUGAUGCCAUGGGAAGGGUGGAAGAUGCAAUUGAAAUCCUGGAAUAUGUACUUAAGGUGAGGGAGGAGAAACUUGGAACAGCAAACCCUGAUGUUGAAGAUGAGAGGAAAAGGCUCGCUGAGCUCUUAAAAGAAGCAGGCAGAGUCAGAAACAGGAAGCUGGCGUCUCUGGAAAAUCUUAUGGUUACUAAUUCGCAGAGGGUUAAGAAGGAGGGCGCAAGGAGGUGGUCAGGCUUGGGUUUCAAGACUUAAUAGAGGACCCUCGUCCUGCAGCUUGUGUAACAUAAGAAUGCAUGUGUAAAGAGUUCAGGAUAAGGAUUUGGUGGCUUCUUGCUGUUAGAGCUGCUUCCUUUUUUUUUUUUUUUUCUACUUUCUUAAAAUGUUUUCAUCUUAUCUACUGGUGGUUUACUGUGUGUAUUUGUCGUGGGAGUGAAGCUGUCUUAUUGUGGAUUCUCCUAUUAUGGUGGUGAAUAAAUAUUUACCAUUGGCCUUCUCAAGCA
Molecule: messenger RNA, 2229 nt
Organism: Elaeis guineensis (African oil palm)
Lineage: Eukaryota; Viridiplantae; Streptophyta; Magnoliopsida; Arecales; Arecaceae
Product: protein KINESIN LIGHT CHAIN-RELATED 1
Molecular function (GO): protein binding
Source: RefSeq, a predicted model, not a curated record